AUGACCGCCAAGCCUCUUCUCACAGGCGCUUUUCACAAUCCUCCGAUCGUGGUCGCUCAGACCGUUACGAUGCUCGAAGAACACGAGACGAGCGGGAUUACUCGCGCAGCCGUACUCGCAAAUUACAGGCACGGAGUCGUUCAGACCGAGACAGAAGCCGGUCUCGUUCCGAAAGGCGGUAUCAUUCACCUGCUCAUCGUCGCCAUGAGCGCAAUAGCUCUUCAGAGCGCCACCAAUCACUUGCCUACAGUAGGCACAAUGACCGGCGCAAUUCGCGUGGCCGACACAACCACUCUCGGCGACGUUCUCCGCCAAUCUCCUGAGCGCCAUAGCCCACCGAGGCGUAUACAUGACCGCGGUGCCAUCCGAAAUGCUCCUCAGCGACAAAACGUUCACCUCGAAGAUAGCCGUACCGAUGGCGACGCUGACGUUCCACGGCAAACUGGCCGGACACCGGCCGCUCCAACGCUCAGCCAAAUUGCGGCGGCGCCUCGUACGCAGGCUAUUCUCAACAAUGGUAUCUAUGACUUCGAAUCAAGGCGACCCAAUGGCGAUGGCCGACAGUCUUUCAAUCCUGCCUUAUGGCGAACUACUGGGGGUCUCGAUAGCCACCACAGUUACGAAGGCAGCAUGGCCGCAGGAGUCGUGGCUUCACACGCUCCAACUAGCACAGCUGUGCGCCCAGGUCAACAGACCGAACCAGAUGUCUACAUGCGCAUUGCAGCUGAGGACGCAGAGACAGAAAGGACCAACAAUGGUAUGUCGUCAAUUGGCGCAUCAACCUCCAAGCGGAUGUGA
This is a messenger RNA of Parastagonospora nodorum SN15, 798 nucleotides long. RefSeq lists its product as hypothetical. Lineage: Eukaryota; Fungi; Ascomycota; Dothideomycetes; Pleosporales; Phaeosphaeriaceae. The transcript has 2 exons. The record is from RefSeq and is a predicted model, not a curated record. The coding region runs from base 1 to 798 and encodes 265 amino acids.